CAUAUUAAUAUAAUAAAAUUAUUAUAUGAUAAUAAAAAUAUUAUAUAUGAUAAAUGGUUAAUAGGAUGAGAAGUAAAUGAAAUUUUACUUCAGAAAUCGACCAUGGGGUGAAAAUUUGAGAGAAAUGUUUCAUUUUUGGCAGUGCCUACUUUGAGUCUCCUUUCUUAUUUCAAUAAGAAUAAGAUUACAAAUAAAACAUAUAUGUUACUUCCACCAUAACUCAAUUAUAUAAUGUUUACAAAAUUAAGUUAAGGUCUCCAAGUUGCCCCUGGGAACAUUCUCAUUCAAUUCUCUUAUCAAUUUUAGGGCAAGCCUUCAAAAGAAGGCAAAAUGACAUAUUUGUAUUAACAUUCUAAAUCACAACUCAAACAACCUCGUAGUGUUGAUACUUGAUAGGAUAGUAUGAGCAUAUCCUCUUUUUUUUCCUGACCCAUCGAUCACAAUAUAAUCAAUCUCGCCCAAUUAGCAAACCAAAUAGAGUAAGUGGACAAAGAUUCCGUCUUAAUAAUCCUUCCUUUAUAAGAAAUCUAAAUCACAAUUAGCCCAUGAUUCAAGGUAAUGUACAAAUAUGGUCGUAAAAUAUUACUCACCUUAUAAUUCACGAUUUUCGAAUUGUUACUAUAUUUAUGCACCCACACACCGUCGCAUUAUAUAAGUCGUACAUAUGCUACCUACCGCCGGCCGCACAACCAACCAACCAACCCUCACUCUCUCUCUCUCUCUCUAGAUAGCUCCCACUCCAUUCACGAAAAAAAAAAAAAAAAACACUCGGAGUCUUUUCUACACAACAACAAUGGAAGGUCGCCUGCCACUAGUUCUCGUCUUGUUCCUUGUCGCCGCUCAAUCUUCCGCCGGCUACCGUCCCCUAGAGCAAUAUUAUUCCGACGGCCGGUAUUCAUCAAGGGAAGGCGCCGCCAGAAGAUACGUCGACCAUUUCCUCGACUACGCAGAAGCUGCUACCGAUCACGAAACUAGCGAUCUCGCCUACUACGAGCCUCAGCGCUUUGGGAAGUCCACGUUCGACGUGACGGAAUAUGGAGCUGUCGGCGACGGCAGGACCGACUCCUCCAAUGCUUUCCUGAGGGCAUGGGACGAUCUGUGUGGAGCAACGGGAGGGCGGCCGACUCUCGUCAUACCUCAGGGGAAGGAGUUCCUUCUUAGCCCUCUUUCUUUCAAGGGUCCAUGCAAGUCCAAAAACCUUUGGAUUCAGCUGCAAGGCACACUCGUGGCACCCGGGAGCAUGAACGCCUGGGACGACGACAAGGAGAAAUGGGUUCAGUUCAUGCACGUAAACGGCCUAACCAUUUACGGCGGCGGGCAGAUCGACGGCCAGGGCAAGAUCUGGUGGGACUAUUGCCAGGAAGACAAGAGCUGCCCACGACCAUCUGCGCUGAGUUUCCACUCGUGCAACAACCUGCGGGUGAGCGGAUUACAGCACGUGAACAGCCAGAAGAACCACAUCAGCAUCAACGACUGCAACGACGUGGACAUCUCCCACCUGAAGAUCACGGCGCCGGAGGAGAGCCCCAACACCGACGGGAUCGACAUCUCCGCUUCGAACCACCUCCACAUCCACGACAGCUUCAUCGGGACAGGUGACGACUGCGUGGCCAUCAACGGCUUCUCUUCCUACAUCAACAUCUCCCGCGUCCUGUGCGGGCCCGGCCACGGCAUCAGCAUCGGCAGCCUCGGCAAGGGCGGCGCCUACGAGACCGUGGAAGAAGUCCACGUCCAAGACUGCACCUUCAAGGGCACGAUGAACGGCGCGAGGAUCAAGACUUGGAAGGGAGGGAGAGGGUAUGCUCGGAAGAUAAGCUUCGAGAGGAUAAGGAUGAUCAACGCGGGGAAUCCGAUCAUCAUAGACCAGACGUACGUGAACCGGAUGGCGGCGUCGACUGAUGAGGAAUAUGAUGCUUGGUCGUCGUCGUCAGGGGACGUGGAGAUAAGCGACGUGUCGUACAAGGGAGUGAUAGGGUCGUCUACCGACGCCAGGGCGGUGUACUUCAACUGCGGGGAUGGAGCUGGUUGCAGGAACAUUGUGGUGGAGGAUGUGGAGAUGACGUCUGCGGUUGCCGGGAAGCAGUUGUUUGCGGUUUGCAAUAACGCUCAUGGGACUUCCAGUGCAGAUCGAUCACCGAGGGUUCCUUGCCUUCUGCCAUGACCUCCAUGAUAGUCGAUAGAUGAAAAUAGUGAAGUAGGCUAAUAGCUAGCUAGGAUGGUAGUAUCGUUUUGUUGCAUUUUAGAGGAGAAAGGUUAAUAAAAUAGUAUCGAUUUC
Linum trigynum is the source of this 2275-nucleotide messenger RNA. Lineage: Eukaryota; Viridiplantae; Streptophyta; Magnoliopsida; Malpighiales; Linaceae. The record is from the annotation of a GenBank genome assembly.